This is a messenger RNA of Hyaloscypha bicolor E, 2478 nucleotides long. RefSeq lists its product as uncharacterized. NCBI's taxonomy places the organism in Eukaryota, Fungi, Ascomycota, Leotiomycetes, Helotiales, Hyaloscyphaceae. The record is from RefSeq and is a predicted model, not a curated record. The coding region runs from base 1 to 2478 and encodes 825 amino acids. The transcript has a single exon.
AUGCAUAAGGCUGGGGCAUCUCCGGACCCUGCGAGGCAUGAUGGCACGGAAUUAGCUUCUGCGGGUCCUGAACGGAGGAGAAGUCGCCGGGACACAAAACGAAAAUCUUCCAGAGACUCGAAAAAGCUACAGCGGGAUCCAGAACGGCGCCGUACGUACAGCUUCUCGCCCGGUCGAAAAGAUAGCAUCGCAGUUCCCCGCGACGUUGAGAGGCCGCCCGUUCCUCCCAUACCAGCACAGCUGAAAGGCAAAGGAGCUCGGUCAAAUACCGAGAAGCCAGAACCUGCUACAGCUGGCACGAAACCUCAACGAGCAAGCACACAACCGCCCGAGGGCACACAGGAGUGGCAAAGGAUGCCCACGUUACACAAGAGAAGCGCCCAGGAAUUGGCAUAUCGAAAAUCGAGCAAGAAACGAAAAGAGCAACAUGAUAGAGAGGCAGAGAUCAAAGCUAUGACGGCAUUCGUACCUGUACGGCCUGCUGCUGAACUAAACUCUUCUGGCAGACCGAUGAGGAGGGAAAGCAGGAAGAUGCGUGAUGGAUUGAAUCGAAAUAUGGAAAACCCGUCAUCAGAUAUUUCGCUCCCUCUUGCCGAAUCGAUACAUUCUUCCCUCUCUUCCGGGUCUGAACGACGGACAUCGUAUAAAUUGAACGCUCUCGGCGUGUUAGCCCCGCGACCCACUAUACGAUACUCCGAAAAUCCCAGGUAUACUCCAGGAGUGAGUGGAUUUCGCUCUGAUAGAUCUGAAUCUCGGAAAAUGAGGAUAACGGAUCGCAUAGCUAUUCCUGAGGAGACUCUGAAGGCUAACAAGAGAAUCGACGACCUCGCUGAUGAUCUGGAUGCGAGGGAAUUGCGAGAGCUUAUGGAGCGGGACCAGAAAAGGAGAGAGAAGAAGAAAAUAGCAGAGGGGAUAAGGAUGGAAAAGAGACUUGCCAGACGCCAAGAGAAGCAAAACGCUGAUGAAGCUGUUGCUGCUCGCGAUGGUACACCGCCACCAGCGAAUAUGGAGCGGGGAGUUCUGGGUAGAGAGAUACUUGGCCUGGGAAUUGGGACCUCUGCAGUGGUGACAUCGAGUAAGAGGAAAGGCUCAACCGGAUCAGAAACUGGAAGAGGCAAAGGAAAACGGCCGGCGGAUGCAUACCGACAGGAUUCAACUGCCAGUGCCCAGAAUCUAUUCGGCGAUUCCUACCGAAGUCCUAGUGUAGCCACCGAAAAUGUGACCCCUAGAUCUGAGCAUUCGGAUCCUAUCAUCGCGACAGCUAAAGUUGGCACAGUAGCCAAAGCCAAUAUCUCGCCGCCUCCAUCACCUCAAGGCCAUGCUCGAGGACCAUCGAGUAUAUCUCAAUUGAUGGAGCUUAGUAACGCUGAGUCUUCUUCAACAAAGCCAGAACCUGUUUCCAAGCCUGCAGAGACCCCGACCAAAGCCCAUUCCUCCUGGGCGUCGUUCUUCAGGCUCCGAGCGAGGAACAAGCGAGGUUCUCCACCGCAAUCAUUCUCCAAUACAUCACGAGACUCGAUGCAAAAUGGACCAGCACCACAAGUUGGAUAUACCCCAAUGAAGUCCAACAUACCAAAGCGGACGAUGUCAAAAUUCAGGGAAGAUCUUCCUGAACUUCCAAUGUCGCCACCGGACUCGAGAAUGCAAUCUCCAGAAGCCGACCUGGUACCACCAAUACGGACGGACUACCCCGACAAGAAGACUGGCAACCGAGCCUCAUCAGAUGAUCCACGGGUCCGUUACGAUACCCCAACAAGUGGCUACAGGUCGAUUGACGCAGUAAAUUUGCGGGACGAAACUCCAACUAGUGGACAUCGCACAAUGGAUGCUCCUUCACCUGAGGUUACUGGCUUAUCACAAUCGCUGGCUUCUAUCGAUUCCGAGGGCUCAUGGCUUUCUGGACGGAAACCUGGUUCUAAGAGAGGUUCCACUCCACAUCCCCAUCAUCCACUCCGUGACAGUGCAAGCUCUUUGCAUCGACGUUACAAAGAAUUUGGUGAAUCAGCUGAGGAACUGGGCAUUGCUGAAGACGAGUAUUUUAGCCGUCUGACCCCUGGGCCCGAGGAACAGUACAAGAUCAACAGGCAAUCUACCGGUAAUCCCAUGCCUUCUAGUGAUGAAGAGGACGGCGGCAGUAUGGGCAGUCCUGUUUCAUCAGAGAACACUAAAUGGGGUGCUGUUGCCAGACAAGCAACUGUGGUGCAUCGUGAGUCUCGCGCAAAAUCUCGAGAAGGACUUCUCAACGAACUUGAUGAUGAUUCGAUGACCGAGGCUCAGGGCGACACUCCUACUGAACUCACUUCUAAGGGCUUUGGAGAUGACGACGCGCCGGGUCUGCAGAGGGCUACUAGUGUUGAUUUUGGGAAAAAACACGCAAGACACAUUAGUGCCGGGAGUGCGAGAUUGCUAGACUUGAAACCGAGAGCUUCAGGUGAAGCGAAGAGGUUGAGCUCUGGUUCUCUGGCCAAGAAUGAUUGA